AAGGAGGAGAAAAAAAAAACAAUCAAAGGAUGGGAAACAGACACUGCAUUUUGCUCCACCAUCGAAAUGCUAACGCCUAUCUUCAGUCCUAUCCCCUUCCAGCACCGACAGUCGACCCCGCGCAGGCGACCGCUUUCAGUAUUGCGGUUUGCCUGGUACCUUAUAUCCGCUCCGCAGACAGAAGGUUUCUUUGCUCUCCAUGCGGGUCCGUUUUCUACGAUUAUUGGCGAUUGUUGGCGAUUUGGGUGGCGUCGUUACUCGUUUGGAAUGAGCGUUACGGGCGCGAUGAGACGGUAACGACUGCCAUCACGGGCCUCAAAACGAGAUAUGGUAGGCUAGGCUAUCCCCCGGCAAACCUCACGAAAGCCGAUCGAACAACUCAUGGGUUCACAUUCACCAACCGCAACAAAGACCCUGCAGGGGUUGGGUAGUGGGAAGUAGCCUCUCGGAGGGUGGCUCACAAAGUGUACUAUUCUCUCCUGGGGGAUGGUUGCGUUGAUGUUUGAGUUUCUCGCAGUUUUCCCCUUUCAUUCUGGAUAGAUCAUCUCAGAGCUAUCAUAUCUGUGGUUUCGAGUUUAUUUGCACGGGUGCUUCCCGCCCUAUUGACCAGUCUACCCUGUGCAUAGUGGGGUACAUUACAUAGCUCCAGCGCCAACAAAUAUGCAAGGCUCUUACAAGUAGUGUAUGAUCCAUCGCACUUUCGUAUCGGCUUGGCCGGGAUAGCUGCUUAAAUUUGCCGGUCGGCUAUGAGCUAUAAUACACCGGUAUAUUUUUGUUUGAAGAGCCUUUCAUGGUUGGCUCCUGGUGCAGUUGCAACAGACACGCUUGGUGCAUUUAUACCAAUCAGCAGUUGCUGGCGCCUAUCACCUACCUUCCUUGUGCCAGUGGAAGGUUUCACUUUCACAUGAGCCACCAAAUCUGAAUCAGGGACCCUUUCAAGCUUAUAAUCUAGGCCUGUCCCACUUUCUCCUGCAUUCCCUCUUCCGUUAUUUUCCCCCGCUUCACGAUUUUCUUUUUCAGCGUUACUUUUACGUUCUUUCUAUUUCCCUCUCUUCGUUCCUUUUUCAUUAGAAUUCUCACACUCCUUACAACUGGUUUGUCUUCAUUCCUUUUCGCUCUUUCACUCGCGCAAAUUCCGUGCUGGUACGGUACAAUCAAUAUUUUACGAUGCGAAAAUCACUCAUCUCCGCAUCUCUCUUCCUCACUCUUGCUCAGGCCAAGGUUAACUUCAAUACGACUGUUAAAGACUUCGACUACGACGGUAUUGUUCCAGCCGCCAAUUUGAGUGAAUCCUGUGCACAGGCGUACGCUGCGCGGGUCUCUUGCACAGAUCAUCUCUUCAAGUUGAGAGACUCGGAGAAAGGCAGCAAGCUAUUCCGCAACGAUGAUCUCGCCGAGUUUUGCACUGAGGAUUGUGUGGAUAGUUUGAAUGAGUGGGACACAAAUCUCCAGGGUAGCUGCGAUGAUAGGGACAAGGUUUUUGCGGAUAGUCUCAAGUCAGGGGUUUACUUGGGAAUGGCGUUGAAGGAUAAGCACUCUAUCCAGGAGAACCUUUAUUGGGCUUUUUGUCUGAAGGAUCAGUGAGUAAGCCCCAGUCAUUUUUGACUUUAUGACUGUAGGAUUGCACUAACAAACGUUCAGAAAGUCGGGAGACAAGAAUGACUUCUGCCUCGCUAAGAGUGAUGAUGACCUACCCGCCUGGCCCUCAAACACUGCCGGCAACGCUUCUGAUACGGCUCUUAUCUCGGAUUUCUGCCAGAGCAGCUGCAGAACCCAGCAAUCGUACCUCAUGCACAGAUCCGCCAGACACCUCGGAUUCUCCACUAUUGAUCUUGCAGAUGCUGAGAAAAUUUGCCCUGGACUAGACGUUUCUACGUUCCCCGUCAGCAUCGAAAUGCUCGAUGCCUUUGGCAGUUCAGCUGAUCCAUCGCCUGGAAGAGCGGAUGGUUCCCCGAACACUGAUGGGGAUGCAGGGCAAAUUGAGGGGACAGAGUACGAUUGGGACUUUUACAAGAGCGAUUUCGACAACGGUUCUGGGAGCGCGCCCUCCCCUCUUGGCGCUAGCUCUGCACUUGCAUUUUCCAUCGGAAUAGCAGCCUUCGUCGCCGCAUCCUUGUAACUCUGGCCGGUCAUUUAUUUUGUCAAUAUCUUUUUCCUUUCUUUUUUUUUUCAUUAUUAUUAUUAACUCUACUUUCAAUGUAAAUCUGGAUAUGGCGCAAUUGUUUCCUUUUUCCAUUCAUUGGAGGGUGGAAAACAGCGGAACCUGGGGUUUCGAAGUUGGUUUUUUUGGGAAAAAUUCAAAUUUAGAGGGGGGUUUCUGUGGUAGGGGCCCUGGCGUUUUCCCUGGCUAAGUAAGGUACUAGAAGAAAUAAGAAUUAAAUUUGAGAUACGGUGGGUAAGAGAUUGCAUAGCAUCUCCCCUAUGCCUCGCGCAGUAGGGGUGUAGUAGAUAGAGUUUUACCCAGGGUGUAUAUUUUCCAAAUCCUUGUUCACGCAGUACUGUACUCCGUUGCACAAUGCGCUGUGCCAGUUGAUCACCAGUGGUCACUCGAGGUUAAAUGACUCUGGGACGAUACUCGG
Tuber aestivum (summer truffle) is the source of this 2579-nucleotide messenger RNA. The record is from the annotation of a GenBank genome assembly. Lineage: Eukaryota; Fungi; Ascomycota; Pezizomycetes; Pezizales; Tuberaceae.